GCUCCAUCUUGCGGACGAGCAGGUUGCGCCAUGACGCCGCCGCUCCCUCAGAAUGUCAUACCCAGGCUAUCCGCCCAGUGGCUACCCACCUUUCCCUGGAUAUCCUCCUGCAGGUCAGGAGUCAUCCUUCCCCCCUCCAGGUCAGUAUCCUUAUCCUAGUGGUUUUCCUCCAAUGGGAGGAGGUGCCUACCCACCAGCACCAAGUGGUGGCUAUCCUGGAUCCGGAGGCUACCCCGCGCCUGGAGGCUAUCCUGGUGCCCCACAGCCAGGUGGAGCCCCAUCCUACCCUGGAGUUCCUCCAGGCCAGGGAUUUGGAGCCCCACCAGGUGGAGCAGGCUAUCCUGGCUAUCCACAGCCACCUUCGCAGUCUUACGGUGGUGGCCCAGCACAGGUCCCACUACCUGGUGGUUUUCCUGGAGGACAGCCUUCUCAGUAUCCUGGAGGACAAGCUCCUUACCCUAGUCAGCCUGCUGCAAUGACUCAAGGCACUCAGGGAACAAUUCAUCCAGCUGCCAACUUUGAUGCUAUGAAAGAUGCAGAAAUUCUCCGUAAAGCAAUGAAGGGAUUUGGGACAGACGAACAGGCAAUUGUGGAUGUUGUAGCCAACCGUUCCAAUGAUCAGAGGCAAAAAAUUAAAGCAGCUUUUAAAACCAUGUAUGGAAAGGAUUUAAUCAAAGAUCUCAAAUCAGAGUUAAGUGGAAAUAUGGAAGAACUGAUCCUUGCCUUGUUCAUGCCGCCUACGUAUUAUGAUGCCUGGAGUUUACGGAAUGCAAUGCAGGGAGCAGGCACUCAGGAACGUGUAUUGAUUGAGAUUUUGUGUACAAGGACAAAUCAGGAAAUCCAAGAAAUUGUCAGAUGUUAUCAAUCAGAAUUUGGACGAGACCUUGAAAAAGACAUUAGGUCUGAUACAUCAGGGCAUUUUGAGCGUUUGCUUGUAUCCAUGUGCCAGGGAAAUCGGGAUGAGAACCAGACUGUAAACCACCAGAUGGCUCAGGAAGAUGCACAGCGUCUCUAUCAAGCUGGUGAAGGGAAACUAGGGACAGACGAAUCCUGCUUCAACAUGAUCCUUGCCACGAGAAUCUUUCCUCAGCUGAGAGCCACCAUGGAGGCUUAUUCCAGGAUGGCUAAUCGAGAUUUGCUAGCAAGUGUGAGCCGUGAAUUUUCCGGAUAUAUUGAAAGUGGUUUGAAGACCAUCUUGCAGUGUGCCCUCAGCCGCUCUGCCUUCUUUGCUGAGAGGCUCUACUACUCCAUGAAGGGGGCCGGCACGGAUGACUCCACCCUGGUCAGGAUCGUGGUCACUCGAAGUGAGGUUGAUCUUGUACAAAUAAAACAGAUGUUCACUCAGAUGUAUCAGAAGACCCUGGGCACAAUGAUUGCAAGUGACACGAGUGGAGAUUACCGAAAGCUGCUGUUGGCCAUUGUAGGCCAGUAGAAGAGCUAUUUGAAAACAAAGAAAACUUUUCAUAGCUUUAUCCUUCAAGUCAACAGCAGACCUGCAUGCAGCAAUAUCAACUGUCACCUAACCAAAAGAGAUUUUUACCAAGGACUGUGUCAGGGUGAUGUGCUUGAUUUGCACAUGUAUUGCCUUAAUUCUAAUGUUAUUUUUUUUUCUAUGUACAAUCAGUGUAAAGCCAUAACACAAUGAUGUAGAAAUUUUGUAAUGUUUCUAAGUCCUCACUCACUGCUUUACUCUAAUUAAGAAUAAAAGCAAUCUAAUUCUGUGUAAAAAAAAA
This is a messenger RNA of Lepus europaeus (European hare), 1733 nucleotides long. Its product is annotated as annexin A7-like. Gene Ontology annotation, molecular function: calcium ion binding; calcium-dependent phospholipid binding. The coding region runs from base 53 to 1432 and encodes 459 amino acids. Gene Ontology annotation, cellular component: cytoplasm. The record is from RefSeq and is a predicted model, not a curated record. The transcript has a single exon. Lineage: Eukaryota; Metazoa; Chordata; Mammalia; Lagomorpha; Leporidae.